UUCAAAUCCAGACCAUUGCAUCGGCAGGAAACGUAUGGCGGAUUGGAUCAAUUGUAGCUGACUGUAGCUGUACAUUGUGGGAGCAUUAGUGUGAGAUGAAAUAUCAGUGAAAUGUGUUCCCAGAGAAGUAGAAUUUAACCGAAGAUAGACGAAUGUAGUAUCCCCACUUAAUUAGCACUUGACCAAAAGCAAUUCGAUGGUAAAGACAGUGAGUGCUUUUCUUUAACCACAAACACCUAACCCGGUAUGCGAAAUAAACUUUUCCCGUAAGAAUGAUAGAAUAGGCUAUGAAAUCAACCUGUCCGAUGCAAAUUAUCCGCUAAAGCGUAGAGGGUAAAACUGGAGACAUCAUAGCCUACACACCUUGAGAAUUUGGUGACAUUUGUAGGUAAGACGUGUAGCAGGCAGAGGUAAGGAAAUCAGUGGUGGGACUGAUCAAACUUCCGAGAAAGAUUGAAUCAUGCCAACUGUGAUAGUGAUUGAUGUAUCACUCUCAAUGACAAGGCCUGUCUUUAUACCAGAGACUGGGGAAACAUACAAUCGCCAGCACCUUGCUGUAUGUGGAAUCAAUGUCCUCCUGGACUACUUAGCUAUACAUUCAAAACUGGAAUUUGUUUCCCUGAUUGCAUUCUCUUCACUCUAUGAAAUAGUUUCCCCAUUCACACGUGAUUUUGAUGCCUUGAAAUUGAAACUGCAGCAAUUGGAGGAAUAUGAUAAAACGUGCAUUGAGACAGCUUUGCAUGGAGUCAACAGAUUGGUUCUUGGAGAAUGGGGCAGUACCACUCCAUGUCAGGUGGUACUGGUUACAGAUGGAAGUCCUGGUGUAGGCCCCAUGUCAUUGAAGUAUUCACUGAACACCCUGAACCAGCGUGACGCUUCAUCUCCUUUCCCAUUACCCUUUUCCUUUCCUGGCAAGUUAAGUAUUAUAUGCAUUGCUUCAAUGGAUGAACCUGGAUUACAGUUAGGGUUGCCACUCUACCAUAGGCUAGUGGAAUUGGCAGGAUCUGACAGUGCAGUGCUUGUUCCAGAGGGACCCCUCUCCAUGAAGAGCAUACAGACCAUGUUUCAGAAACUGUCUGAAGCAAACUUUGCAUCAUUUCAGGGAAUGCUGAAAUGUGGCAAUCUUGGAUCUCAGAUUAUUCUCUCACCAUCACCUCAGCCAUUCUGUAAAUCAAAUGACUUCGAGUCAGUGAAAAGAAGCAUCUCUGAUUCCAUUGAAGUAUGUGGUUUCAUAGAUGUGGCUGAUGUUGGGAGCCCCAUGGCUAUUUCUCGGCAUUUAGUGCUUCCUCACCCAACUGGAAAGGUAGAAGGCAUAUCAGCUGGAGUGAAAGUAGAAGUAGAUUCUGAAGAUGAAUCUGUGGUAGAUGAAGGAAGAAUACCGUCGUUUUGUGUACUACUGCAUGGUGCAUUGAAAGUGGAAAACAUGGCAGCACUUUGUCUUUUAGCUGAGGAUUGGUUUGGAUUUGUUUAUUCAUGGGCUGAUAGCAAGAAGAAGUCAAACUUAAUGCUUACAAUCCUAGAACCUGGAUCAAAUGUUGUACCAUGGCUGGGAGAUCUGAACAGAUUGGGCUCUUUGGAUGACUUUCAUUCUAUGAAUCAAGAAAUCGAGAUUGAACCUUCAUUUCCUGUUCGUCCACUGGAAAAAAGAAGCUACUCCCAGAACUGUGUGGUCUGGAUAAGACAAGCAGGACUGCAGUCUGACAUACAGAAAAUACUUCGGCAUGCACGCAAACUUCCAGAGAAAACACAACAAUUUUACAAGGAACUAAACAGAGUGCGACGUGCAGCUAUUUCAUUUGGUUUCAUUGAACUCUUGGAUGGUCUAGCAGCCAUUUUUGAACGUGAGUGUACAUUACUUCCAGGAGGAGCACAUCCCGACUGUGCUCUGCAGUUAACACAUGCAGCAGGUGUUCUACAUAAACCUUACAGCAGAGAUGUCAAGCAGAAUAUAACUCCAUUACGAACUAAGUUUAUUAAUAAUGACUGAAUCAUGCCAUUAUGUUACAUCAGUAUGUUUUCUGGUUCCAUUUCAUAUGUACAUGAAAUUUAUAAUAACCAGUGAAAUGUCUGUUGAAAA
This is a messenger RNA of Cryptotermes secundus, 2077 nucleotides long. RefSeq names its product integrator complex subunit 14 (gene IntS14). The coding region runs from base 461 to 1987 and encodes 508 amino acids. The transcript is spliced from 7 exons. Gene Ontology annotation, cellular component: integrator complex. The record is from RefSeq and is a predicted model, not a curated record. NCBI's taxonomy places the organism in Eukaryota, Metazoa, Arthropoda, Insecta, Blattodea, Kalotermitidae. Gene Ontology annotation, biological process: snRNA 3'-end processing.